Molecule: messenger RNA, 6825 nt
Organism: Heterostelium album PN500
Lineage: Eukaryota; Evosea; Eumycetozoa; Acytosteliales; Acytosteliaceae
Exons: 10
Coding region: 1-6825 (2274 amino acids)
Biological process (GO): sexual reproduction
Source: RefSeq, a predicted model, not a curated record
AUGGUAAAGUGGCUGUUGCCUUUGAAGCAACAACAGCCAAUCUUAACCACAAAGACUAACAACAUAUUUACUAUUGCUAGCACCACCACCACCAUCAUCACUCAAACAUUAUUUUUUGUUUCUCUCAUUUUUGUUAUUCUCCCACAACAUACCGUACAAACAACAAUUUAUUCCACCCCCGAACUCAACGCAAAUAAUGGUCAUUACUAUCUAUUUACUUCUGAAGAUUAUAUCUUUACUCAUGCUGGAGCAGUAAAUCAAUCACUUUAUGAUGGGCUUACACUUGCUGCAAAUCCAGCUUAUAAAGCACAUCUUUUGACGUUGGACGAUGAGCAAGAAUAUCAGUUUAUUUUAAAUUUACUUGGAAACAAGAUAAAUUAUUAUACCGAUUUUUGGGUUGAUGCAGUACCAUUGGACAGCAACCAAAACAGCUGGGGAUGGAGAAAAGGUACUGCCAGACAACAGCCAUUCUAUACAACCUACCCAGAGCGUUGCUAUAGAUACUGUGGUGAUUUCGCGGGAAAUCUCAAUACCUCUCAACCUUACCUUUACGCUAGCUACAGCAACCGAGGAUUCUAUGGUGGUGGUGAGACCGAUUUGAAAUUGGUGAUCUUCGAAUACGAGUUGCCAGAAACCGCCUUAAAUUUAAUGUACUCUGAUUUCCCAACACAGAAACUCUAUAUGUCCGGUAGACAACAAGCAGGAAUCAACUAUUUUCAAGUCAAUGGUGUUGAUAUUACCUCUUUUAAUCCGUUUGGCUCAGGAGAUCUUGAGUAUGUUGAUCUCACGGGACCUGCUUCUGCAUACACCGAUCCAUUUAAAGUCAUUGGAAAAGCAGAUGCCAAUGGAGUUGCAGUGGUAGAAGAUUGGUUCCAAUUUAAUUCACCAUGGAUCUCUGGUGUUAGACAACUACAAAGUGAUGGUGUCUUCUCAAUGAUUGGAUUUUCUUUAACUCAAUUGCAAUCAAUUGAUCCUGGUAUUUUUAAAAUUGGAACUGCUGCAUCUACCUCCAACAAUGCAAUAGUGAUAAGCGGAGGGAUCAAUGGAAUUCAAGUUAAUUUUCCAGCUGGUACUUCUUAUCCUAAAUACCCAAUCUCCAUCGUCCAGGCAUCGAAAUACUAUAUUAGAAGUAACAGACCUGCAAUAUUCCGCGAAACAAAUCACCGAUUCUAUAGUUACUUUCCAACCUCUGUUAGCUACAAUCUUGCUAAGCAAAUUAUGGUGGCAUCCAAUUUCCUUUAUGACACACCAUUAAUGGCAUUGGAAAUAGACUCUGAACUACCAGCAUUCUUCCAAUCUGAAUUCGGCCUAACUCAAUCAUCGAAAUACUGGACCAAUGUUUCAAUUUCUAAUGGUGAAGUCCUGUGGAAUGGCAAUUUCUUUAGUGACACAUUUUCUGGUGAUGCCAAUGGACCGUUCUACUAUGAUCGAUCACAAGCUAAAGUUGUUGGAGACAACAAUCCUCAAUUGGCCAUGCCAUUGAUAUUGGUGUAUGGAUAUGGACAGCCCACCUAUUCUACCCCACAACCUAUGACUGUAUCUGUUAGCGGUAGUAAUAACCUGUUCCUCGAUAUGGAAACAGACUUUUUAAGACCUCUGGUAUCAAUUACCUAUCAAUCACUAAAUAGUACUACUAUGACAGGCACAGCAACCGCCGACUACUAUACGAAAUUUAUCAACUUUAAUAUUGGUCCUGGUACAGACCAACAUUUGGUUAAAUUCACAAUUAAAGAUCAAGAAGAUCCUUUGUUUGAAAGAUCCUUUACUUACCAAAUUAACUAUGCAGCACCAUCUAUUAAUGAUAUUAGCUAUGCUCAGAAUGGAGUUUUAACAAUCAGUGGAGAACAAUUCCAAAACCCUGCUACAAUCGUUGGAAUCAAAUGUGAUAUAUUAAGCCUUAAUGUGUACCAGAUCAAAUGUAAAGUACAGGAUCUUCCCAGUAGAGAAUACAAUAUUAGUGUUGUAGUUGGAAGUACACCUACAAACUCAAUCUUAUUCGAUAUGUCUCAUGUAUACACAUUUAUCGAUAAUAUCUAUCCACCAGCCGCUUCAUUGGAAGGUAGCGAUAUUACAGUUUCUGGUGUAAACUUUGGUACUUCACCUCAAUUUACUUUUAUAAAUACGACAAGUGGUGAUGCGGCAGUGGUAAUUGGUCCGACCAAAAUCAAUGACAAUAGCUAUACAUUCCCAUUCCUGAGUGGUUCUCUUGAAGGUCAAAAGUUUAGAAUUCAAAUAUCCAACACUGGAUUCUAUGUUAUACAAAACAGUCAAAUGGUUUCCAAAGAGAAAUUCAAACUUAAUAGCAUUCAACAAGAUGGAUAUCUUAAUUUCACUAUUGCUGGUACCAAUUUUGCCCCGUACUUUAGAACAUGGUCAAUGAAUGUCAAUGGACAACCGUUUGGUGGACAAACUUGUAACGAUACAAUGUGUAACAUCAUGUUUUCCUCAACUAAUACCAAUGGAAUGUUUACAAUUACUUCAGAGCCACUCCAAUUAUCCACAGCUAAUUCUGCAUCUCCAUUCAGUCCUGUUAUUAUCCCUGCUGAUUAUGAUCCUGUCGACGUUACUCAAAACAUGGUUCUCGGUUCAAUGUUUACUGAUGGUCCCACCCUAUAUACAGUUUUAAUAUCUGGUUAUCCUAUAACAGUAGUUCAAAGCACUGCAUUCACUCUUCAAGUGGGUGGAUUCCCAAAGUUUGUUGGUAGUCAUAUAGUUAAAACUAAAACUGUUUCCAAUUGGUAUUCUAAAGGUGUCACUCUAAAAUACUCAAAACCAAAGAUUUCAAAUAUAGUUUUUAGCAGUCAGACUAAUAUAAUGAGUAUUUCAGGCUCAUACCUUGGAUUCUCCGAUAAUGGAACCUAUCCUCUGAUAGCCGUAUCAAUUCCUACAGUUUCCGGUCUAUCAUUACAACCUACACAACCAUUACUUAGUAACAACCUGCUAUUCGAAGGAUUCUCGAUCGAUAAUCUACCGAAUAACGCAAGAUCUGGAAAAGUUAUAGUCACAGUCGAAGGUCAAGCAUCGAGUCCCUAUUCCUUCUAUUUCUCACCAGAGAUUUAUAAUGCACCAGUAACUAUUUUUGGUUCAAACUUUGGAGUUUUCCAACCAUUCUCUGUAACAAUUGGAAACAAGUCAUGUGACAAUCCUCUAGUAGAAGAAUCGACCAAAAUCAUUUGUGAUUUUGCAUCUGAUGUACCAAGCGAUGACAAAACUCUUAUGGUAAAUGUAACUGUAGCCGGUAUAUCUGUAUUAUCCCAGAAAUUCAUUUACAACCCAGAACCUGUAAAAUGUCUUGCAGAAUGUUCUGUUAAUGGUGAAUGUAUAAAUGGAUAUUGUAAAUGUAAAAGUGGAUUUACCGGUAUUACUUGCUCUGCCCAACUACAAAAGAAAGAAGAUAAAAUCGAUUUGCCAGAGCCAAAGAAUGACACAGUUACUAUUACCCUCGGUUCAGCAGAGAAGAAUGUCCAAUUCAAUAUUUCAAUUGUUUCGAUUACCGAGAGAGAUUCAUCAAGCAAUCCUGUAAAGUCAUAUCAAUUUUCAGAUAUCAAAUGGACAAUGGGAUCAUUAAACAACUCUCAAGUAUUUACGAAUAGCUCUAUCGUAUUCAACUACAAAGGAAAGAGAUAUCUUCACAGUUCAAAACAACCUUCAAUGAAAUAUGUAAUCACAAUUUCCAAUUGGACAUUUGCUGAUAAACUCAACACAUUGGAACUUUCAUUCUUGUCAAAGGCAGACAAUUCUAAAUCGGUGUGUGGUGAUGAUGUUCAAGCCAAAGUUGGAGGAACAUCAAGCAACAGUCUUAAAUCAUUGAGAACAAUGGAGAUUGUUCAAGGUGAUAUCAUUUUGACAGCCUAUUUCUCUGAUAGAAUGUUGGUCGAUGGUAGAAUUGCUUACAGUAAAGUUUCACAACCUGAAGCUGACAGUUCAACAACAGGAUCACUCUUUGUAACAACAACGAUGACCAUUCAACACUUUGAGAAUCAAGCCGUUAUCGAUCCAAACUUUGGUGCUCUUUUGACUUUGGACGAUAGCUCUUCAAGUGGUGGAUGUUCCGAUAACAGUAACAAAUGGAAACUACCUGUGAUCAUCGUUGGUACUACCCCAGAGCUCUCUGGUGUAACUAGAGAUGGAGAUAUAUUAUCGAUUUUAGGAGCUAAUUUAGGUACUCCAAGCAGUAUCACGGGAAUAAGGUGUAUCAACCCUCUCCCUAUACAUACCACAUCAAUACAAUGUACUAUUCAGUCACCACCUGGAACUUACUCCAUUCAAGUUACAGUGGAUGGUGUUACAUCAACCCCACUCAGAAUUCUACUAACCGGCUAUGCCUUCUUGAGCGGUAUUCCAACCCUAGUUUCUAAAGAAAGCAGCGUUAUUACCCUAUCUGGUGACAAUAUUGAUCGCACAGCUGUCAUUUCUGCAAAUGCAGUAUCUUUAGGAGCUCUUACUCCAAUAAACUCCACCGCUUUCUCUGUGACUUUACCUGGAACCUCCGCUUCGAAUCAAAAAAUAUUUUAUACAAUCACCAAUAAUGCUCUACCUUCAAUUGAAAAUACUCUUGACUAUUCUACAUAUACGGAUUUUCAAAUUAGAAACUUUAUACAAAACGGAUCAUCAAUUGUUCUCUAUGGAUCUUACUUCGAUUUAUAUUCAACUAUUAGUAUUAAAGUUGGAGCAGCUUCAAUGGUUGCGCAAUGCAAUCCUACCAUGUGUACUAUUGAAUGCGAACCUAAUGUAUCCAAUGGUCUAUUUCAAAUCAAAUCAUUGCCAAAUGGAUAUUCUAUAACUGUAUUUCCUAGUACUUUUUGGUCUCCUGUCAUUUUUAACUCCACAUUGCCACCAAUCGAUAUUAAUAAUCCAUAUCCAGUGGGUAUCCUAUUUGUCGAGGAUCUAGCUUUUGAGGUAUAUAUCAAUGGCUAUAUCCUCACUAUUCCUUCAAGAAUCGGCUAUACCUACUAUCUUGCAAACUUUCCAAGAUGGGUAGGAGAUUUUUUAUUAUCUAUUAAAGUUCCCAGUUUGAAUCUUGAAUCCGCCCCAUAUACAUUAUCGUUUAAAGCGCCUAUAAUAACGGAAUGUUACGAGACCAAUGGUACAUUGGUAGUAAAAGGAAGCUACCUCGGACAAAAUAACAUUGCAGAAUAUCCCUCUGAACGUGUUGUUAUUCCAUAUAUCUACGGUCUGUCAACCAGUGCACUUAGUCCUAGUAACUCUGGAAACAAAGAUAUUUUUUCAUCAUUCAUUGUGGAUCUUCCAUUGGAUUCAAGAACUGGUGUGGCCAGUAUUUCAAUUGAAGGAAAAGUGACAACCCUUAACACUGUUUAUAUUACACCUGUCGUUGAAUCCAUAACUCUACCUCCAGUGUCAGGUGGUAAUUUCACAAUCACCGGAAAGUAUUUAAAUCCAAUUUCAAUGUCUGGCGAUACGGUUUUGAUUGCUUACUAUGGUGAGAAAAUCAGUCCAAUUGCACUGAUUAAUAAUGCAUACCCGUAUAAACUUGUUGUCACUGUACCCAGCGGCUCAGGUUCAACAAAACUAACUCUCGACAAUGGUGCAAGAAAUAUCUCUUUCAAUGUACCUUACCAAAAUCCAAUUAUCAAUACUGUAUCAUCCACCUACUACGGUACUCCAUCAAAGGUAACCAUUUUUGGAUCUAGUUUUGGAUUCUAUGAACCAUUUGCAGUCUCCAUUGGAGGGGCUCCCUGCACCAAUGUAGAAAUCGAUACUAUUGGAACUAAGAUCAUUUGUAACUUUGCAUCAAACGUAGAUAGCAAUGGUUCAUCAUUGGCGGUGAAUGUUACUGUUUAUGGAAUUUCAACUGUAGAGAAUAAAUUUAUUUAUAAUCCGAAUCCUACUGAUUGUUUAGGAUGUGUUAAACAGAAUGGAGAAUGUUUAAAUGGAUAUUGUAAAUGCAAAGAUGGAUUUACCGGUACCAAUUGCAGCAUUAAAGUUAAUACAGGAAAUCAAUUGACACCAGUAAUUGAUUUGCCACAACCAAAGAGUGAUACAGUUACAAUUGUCCUUGGUUCAGUAGAGAAGAAUAUUCAAUUCAAUAUUUCAAUUGACUCAAUCACUGAGAAGAAUCAAUUGGGCGUAACAGUCAAAUCAUAUCAAUUUUCAGAUAUCAAAUGGACAUUAGAAUCAACUAAUUCCAAUUUAACAUACAACUACAGAGGUAAAUUUGAUGCAGAUACUAAAUUGGCAAUUGGUGUGGAAACAACAGUUUUCAUAAAUCAAACAGAAUACAAUUUUGAAGGUGAUAUAUUCACAGUUCAAAACAAUUCGAUGAAAUAUGUCAUCACAGUUACAAAUUGGUCGUUUGCUGAUAAACUUAAUAAUUUGGAACUUACAUUCUUGUCAAAGGCAGACAAUUCUAAAUCGGUGUGUGGAGAUGAUGUUCAAGCCAGAGUUGGAGGAACAUCAAGCAACAGUCUUAAAUCAUUGAGAACAAUGGAGAUUGUUCAAGGUGAUAUCAUUUUGAAUGCAUUUUUCUCUGAUAGAAUGUUGGUCGAUGGUAGAAUUACAUACAGUAAAGUUUCACAACCCGAAACCGAUAGCUCAACAACAGGAUCACUCUUUGUAAGGACAACCAUGUCUAUUCCCUAUUUCGAUAGAAAUGCAGUACUAGACCCAAGUUUCAGUGCACUACUGGUCACUGAUGACACUAAAUGUUCGACAUCCGAUAAAGAAAACAAAUGGAAACUACCAGUUAUAGUGGUUUGUAGUGUUGUAGGUGCGGCUCUAUUAAUUGGAUGUAUAGUAGGUUUACAAAAGAAAUUAAGAUAUAAAAUUAGAAUAGUAGGAUCUAAAAUGAAGAAAAUCAAUCAAUAA